This is a messenger RNA of Musa acuminata subsp. malaccensis (wild Malaysian banana), 872 nucleotides long. The record is from RefSeq and is a predicted model, not a curated record. Lineage: Eukaryota; Viridiplantae; Streptophyta; Magnoliopsida; Zingiberales; Musaceae.
AUAAAUAUGAAGAUUCCCUAAUCGCUGCAAUCGCAUGCCUGUACAGUUGCAGCAAACAGAUGUGAUUGAGUGCUUUACGUACAGGAAAGCUACAGAGAGAAUCUGCAUUCUGCAGUUGCAAGUGCAGAAUGUUACUGAUUGAAAUCAAAGGUCAUCUUCUGAUGAAGCAGGGGAAGAACACUGGCAUAACUCUAACCCUACGCCAAAAUCAAACAUUGGAAAGCCCCAUCCCAAGACCAGUCUCAUGAUGACAAUAAAAGAACCCCACAAAAAUGCGUAGGAGCUAUUGCUUUCAGAUGAUUAGAUGUCACUGUUUGACUGUCGGGCUCAUCUACAAUCGACAUAUUGGCAUGAUGAUGGUCAAAGAACAGAGCACAUCUUACAAACAAAGGAUGGCAUCAUCAAACAGGAGAGAGCACAAAGGGAGCAGCCCCUGAGGGAACCUCUGCACAUCACCUCCGCCUAUUCAAGCUGGGAGCAGCAAAUUGCUGCCACAUCCAUGCCUCGGUGCUGCCGGAAGAGCAUGAGGAAACCCCUGACGCAGCCAUCGGCACUAGAGUUCCUGAAGGCAGCAGUGACGAGCGCCUGCGACCAAUCCGUCUUCACCAACUGCACCCCUCGUCGCCCGGUCAUCGGCGUCCCACAGGCUCGAGUAGACCCUCAUGGCGUGGCUCUUCAGGUACGGCAUGCCGGCGUGCCAUCCACGUAGAAGCUUCCUUCGUCCGAAGCACCGUCAGAAGAAGCUUUACAGCACAAGGAGCAGUUGACUCAGACGACAUGUCCAGGAUUCCACAAGAGGGAGUAGGUGCGGAAGUUCCCUGAGGGCAAGACCAUCGCCAUGAGAGAGCUUCGGGUGUGGAUGAGUUGGUGGA